GCGUGCGUGUCUGACUUUCCUGUGGGCGUGGCUUCUGCCUGGAUUUACGCCUGAGUAGCUUGUUAGCCGGAGGCUGGCGGCGAGGCGGCUGAGAUGGACAGAAUGUCACUGGCUGCUUAUUGUGGGAAUUGCUGUAGAAAGAUAGGAACUCUGGGUUCAGCCUGGAAACCCGACCAAUCAUGGAAAAAUAUCAGGAAAAUUGUGAAGUUAACUGGAUCACUUAUUCUUGGUGGUUGUAUAUUUGCUGCAUAUGAAGUUCUGGCUUUAAAGAAAUCACUGUCUUUUGAUACUCAAGUUGCACAGCAAGAAAAACUGAAGUCCUACAUUUAUUUACCAUCAGUUUCUUUAGAUACUGAUGGAUAUCAAGGUGUUACCUACCAGGUGAGAAAAGAACUUCACAGAGCAGUAAGGAAAAUUCUGGAAACAACUGCUAGAAUUUUUCGAAGACCAUUCGAUGAACGCUUCAGCACAUUUGAUGCAGAAGAUCAUGAGUGUGCCUUGUGGCUGCUUGUGAAAAGAAGUCAGUCAGGAGAUAAAAAGGUCCGAUUACAAGCCGUACAGGAACUUGCCUCCAAUCAGUAUUGGCGUGAUUAUCAAUAUAGAACAGCUGCCCAAGCCAUUGAUUAUAGAACAGCUGUUGGAUUAGCACGAACUAAAGACGUUGACAUGCGAUUUUUCCUGCCUCCUGUUCUUUUACGAAGACCACAAGGCGCUUGCUCUUUAGAAGAUGAACUUCGUCUACUGCUGGCAGCUUUACCUCAGACAGACCUUGACCAAUGUGUACAAUAUUUUACAUCUUUAGCUUUAAGAGAAAGUAGUCAGACAAUUGCUGCACAAAAGGGAGGGUUGUGGUGUUUUGGUGGAAAUGGGCUUCCUUAUUGUGAAAGUCUCAGUACUGUUCCGGCAAAGACAGUGGAACUCUUCUGUUUGCAAGCUUUGGUAGAACAUUCCAAGGUCCCUAGUCAUUGUGAUGGAAUUGAAUCAAAUAAAGGGCUUCAGCUUCUGCAGAAACUAUACUGUCUUCGUAGAGAUUCUCCCAAUAUUCAGAGAAAUAUCAUUCACAUAAUUGGAAACAUGGCACUAGAUGAACGACUUCAUUCCUCUAUAUUUCGUGCAGGUUGGAUUUCCGUACUAGCACGUAUGAUGAAAUCUCCACAUGUUAUAGAAUCCUCUCAUGCCGCCAGAGCCCUGGCCAAUCUAGAUCGGGAAACAGUGCAGGAGAAGUAUCCAGAUGGAGUCUAUCUUUUACACCCACAAUAUCGAACUAGCGACCCCAUUAAAGCUGAUGUCCUUUUUGUUCAUGGCCUUUUGGGAGCAGCCUUUAAAACAUGGAGGCAACAGGAUGUUGACCAGCUUGCCUCUGAAAAGGAAGUGGAUACAGAAGAUGAUUAUAGUGAGUGCUGGCCAAAGACAUGGUUAGCAUCUGACUGCCCCUCGCUUAGAAUUAUAUCUGUGGAAUAUGACACCCACCUGAGUGACUGGAAAACAAAAUGUCCAGUGGAGAGCUACAGGGAGUCUCUGGCCUACAGGAGUACUGAACUUCUGAAGAAACUGAGGGCUGCUGGUAUUGGAGACAGACCACUCAUUUGGCUAUCACACAGUAUGGGGGGUCUUCUAGUCAAGAAGAUGCUGUUGGAUGCUUCCGUGAACCCAGAAAUGGACUGCAUUAUAAACAAUACUCGAGGGCUUGUGUUUUAUAGUGUUCCUCAUCAUGGCUCCCGCUUGGCUGAAUACUCAGUAAAUGUUAGAUUUCUCCUCUUUCCUUCUGUGGAGGUUAAAGAACUCAGCAAAGAUUCUCCUGCUCUCAAAGCACUGAAUGAUGACUUUCUGGUUUUUGCCAAGGAGAAGAACCUUCCUGUAUUGAGUUUUGCAGAAACGAUGCCAACACGAGUCGGUCGAAUGCUGAGUCUGCAUGUGGUGCCAGUAGAAUCUGCAGAUUUAGGCAUAGGAGAACUCAUCCCAGUGGAAGUCAGCCACUUGAAUAUUUGCAAACCAAAAAACAAGGACUCUUUCCUCUACCAACACACUUUAAAAUUUAUUCAAGAAACUUUAGCACGGGAGCUGGGCAAACAAUGAACUGCAUACCUUUUGCUUAUUUGGAUGAGAUAUUUGAUUUAAUUUUGAAAAACUCUUGUUUUGAUAAUGUGGCUGGACUAACAGAGUGUGUAUGUUUUUAUCAUUGUUCAGCUGAAUGCUUCAAGAGAAUUCCUAAUAGCAGGCCUCUGGAGCAUGUGUCUAGAUGCCGAGUGCCAUCCAUCUCAGACAAUCAUUGGCACCUUUCUCAGACAAUCCACGGCUUCCCUGUGUACUGUGUAUGCUUUCCUGUAAUGAUACAGCACAAGAAAAGUCUUGUUUGAUGCUUCAUAAAGAAGUAGUUUCCUUUGAUUCUCUCCUAGGAAAUGAAAAAAAAAAUCCUUCAAUUCUCCUCUUUUCUCUUUGGGAUCACCCUCAUCAUUUUGGAAAGCCAGAUGUGCAGAUCACAUACUUUAUGUUUGCCCUAUUCUGUUUUGCCCUAUUUUCGUUUUAGUCAGCUAUGUAGAGCCAGCCUUCUACAUAGGGGUUAGAGCUCCAGGAAUCCUGUGAAAUUGGAAAAACAAUGGAUAAAAAAACAAUUCUUUUUUAUCUUGUGAGAAGAAGACUUCUCUAGGAAUGUCUAGAACAGUGGUUCUCAACCUGUGGGUCCCCACAGGUUGGCCUUCAACUCCCAGAAAUCUUAAGAGCUGGUAAACUGGCCAGAAAUUCUGGGAGUUGUAGGCCAAAGCACCUGGGAACCCACAGGUUGAAAACCACUGGCCUUGUUCCUCCAUUGAGACUGCAGUCCACUUUUGGUAUAAGCUGGCCAUAGACUUGGUCUGGAGGACCUAGAGAUUCUAAGAGAGACCAUUUUAAUCAGAUUUGUGAAUAAUCUAAUCUACAGAGUUAUCCCACAAAUGUGAAGGGUUGAGUGUAUACUGGUCAGGGAGGAAAUAGGUGAGUGCAAGCCAUUACUUCCUGUGCAUUUGUGUUAUCGGUAGUAAAUACGUUGAAAUAGUAUAUAUCUGUUUUACCCCAGAAAGUUGAAAUCUUUUUAACCAUCAGUGCUUCUGCGCUGAAAAUGUUAGACCAUUUUGUUAUCAGAAAUACAUCGAAGUACAGUUUCUGCAGCACUAAUUCAGUGUGUUAUUCCCUUGGCAACUGAUUUUACUGCAGUCAACUGAGUUUACUGCAGCUGUGUGAAGGAAAGAAACUUCCAAAUUAUUUUAUCCUUCACAAGAGGCUGCAUUAAUGUAAGCAGCUUUAGAACUACUCCUUUGAUUGAUCCACAGUGACAUAAUUCAGAUAUUACAACAAACUGUGGGAUGUUUCGGAUAAUCAGGAAACUCAUACUAAAGACCACUUCCCUUGUUGUACUCUAUUUGCUUAAUACUCUCUUCUCGAGCUGCUCUGGUCUCUACAUAUGAAGCAAAAGUUGCCAUAAUGAUGGUCAACCAAUUAGAAAUCAUUACAAAACCAUAACUAGCACUGAUUGUUAUCGCUGAUUUGCCAGUUCCCAAUAAUAAUAAUCCAUUACAGGAGGCCCUGGUGAAAUUUCUCGCCACUGUGACUUAUAUAUUUGUGUUAAGCCGAUCUCCAUAUUAAAAAUGUGCCUUUUGUUGUCAGAAGUGGAAUGGACUUUGGUAACAACCCACUGCUUCAUCUUCUGUAGAAGUCAUUCAUUUCUAACUGUUGGAGCUGCUGAAAGCAUGCAUUCCUUCCCUUGUUGAUACAUAGUAGGCAAUUUAAUACUAUUUGUCGAGUGGCUAACCACCAUUAUAUAUAUAUUUUAAAUAAAGCCAUAAAAAUCUUAAUAGUUGAGAAACUGCAAAAGUGAACUCCACAUAUUAAGGCCUUAAAAUAAAUGUAUUUGAGCUUUAAAUUAUUGCCACUUGCAGUUUCAACGUUAGGCACCUAAAGGCAGAGCUGAGAAGUGACAUGUAAUUUGUAACUGUUUCUAAUCACAAGCUGGAACAGUGUUGCCUGUAAUGGCUAGAGGUAAUUGACUACUUUUUGGGGAGAGGAGUUGGAAAAUAUAUUUUUAAUUAAAAUGUC
Messenger RNA from Anolis sagrei ordinatus, 4068 nucleotides. RefSeq names its product serine active site containing 1 (gene SERAC1). The record is from RefSeq and is a predicted model, not a curated record. Lineage: Eukaryota; Metazoa; Chordata; Lepidosauria; Squamata; Anolidae.